GGCGGCAGUUGGCAGUAUUGGCACACGUGCUAUGCGCACAUUUAAAAAUGGCGCUCUUUAGCCGUGCUAAUUCGAAUGCCUUUUCCUUAUUAAAUCACUGUUAUUGCAAAAAGUUCAUGAUGGGCACGAAUAGAUUAAAAUCGCGCAAUCGCCUCUCGAUAUCGUCAACCAUCCUGCAACACAGGAACAAUAAACAAAAUACAGAAGCGGUCGGACUCGAGGCUGAAAUCAUCAAGAGAAGAAACCAGGCAUGUCGAAGCUUAUUGAUACAAGUAUACUCAUCGAAAUCACACAACGAUCUCCAUAACUAUUGCUCACGGUUUGGAGACGUCUUGAGUAUGCAUCACUAUCAAAUAAAUAGUCAGCAUGUAUGUCAGAAUUAUAUCUUGGUCGAGUUUGAAGACAUAUCGUCGAUAAAUGAAGUUAUGUCGUCUGCUUCCUUUGUAAACGGAGAUUACAUUGCUCCCGUAAAAUCGUCGGUGUUGUGGUUCCGUAAAGGACAAGUUGCUGCUUUACAGAGAAAUAGUAAGAAAAAGACAACCCUGUCUGUGGAGAAUGGUUGUUCGUUGCCUACUGACCAGGAAAUUUGGGACGUAUCUGAGACAUUUAGCCCUGUAAAACUCGUAAUCUCCGUUUCGCAGAUAUCAGGACAGAUAAUAGUUCUCUAUGAGGCGCUGAAACUGACUGAUUUAGAAGUAAGACUAAGAUUUCACACCGCUCACCACUUAGAGCACUACUUCUCUCGGCUAUUUCAGAAUAUGAAAGUUCUGCCAUUCGGCUCUUCUGUAAAUGGUUUCGGAAGGAAAAGAUGUGAUCUUGAUUUAGUUCUUGUUCCCGACGACAGUGAAGAACAUAAUGCCACGAGUAGAUUAGUAUUUCACUCGAAAUCUAUGAGGCAUAACGAUAGGACUGAAACAAAAGAGUUUCUGGGAAUACUUGCGAAUACCAUGCAGCACUUCAUCCCUGGAGUUUUCAAUGUAAGAAAGAUCCUGGAGGCUCGAGUACCUAUAAUUAAAUUCCGCUACGACUACACGCAUACUGAAUGUGACUUAAGUGCGACAAAUAUGACUGCCAUAUACAUGACCGAAUUAUUAAAUUUGUACGGAGAGAUAGAUUGGCGGGUAAGACCGCUUGUUAUAGCGAUACGGGUAUGGGCGAAGAGUCAGGAAAUAACGUCCGAUGUACCGGGGCAAUGGAUAACAAACUUCCCUCUUACGUUGCUGGUGCUGUUCUACUUACAACAGAAGAAAAUAUUGCCGUCCUUAAAAACGUUGAAAUUGUAUGCAACGCGCAGUGACAUUCGUUGCGCAGAGAAUGGCAUCGAUUGCACUUUCUUACGGGAUAUUAACAAAUUGCCAGCCGAUUACAAAUAUAAGCCGAAUCAGGACACUCUGGAGACGCUUCUGCAUGGUUUCUUCGAGUAUUAUUCGACGUUCGAUUUUAAUGUGUAUGGGAUAUGCAUUCGCGAGGGUACGCAGAUUCGAAAACCGUCACGCUCGGCACUCCAUAUUACCAAUCCCUUAGAAACGACGUUGAACGUCUGCAAAAAUGUAAACCUUUAUGAGGUGAAUCGCAUAAUUUCGAUGUCGCACGACGCGAUUUACGCGCUAGAGACUGCCGACAAAUCCACAAGUAGCUGCUGGGGUAUCAUGACUUUAUUGAAAGUAAAUAACGGCAACACGAAUCAGAGGAAAUUGAACAGCACGGAGAAACAACGUAUCGAAGAAAAAUUCCCGGAGAAUCAUUCCUACGAAAUUUCUGACAAGUUCGAAGUUAGCGAAGUCAAUAUCGAUGAGACAGAAACGAAGAAGAAAGAAACAGUAUGAUACUCGAAUGAAUAGCGACAAAAUGUGUACUUUAUCUCUGCAGAAAUACGUACGCUGUAUAUAUAUUCUGUAUGAGACACUUUCCUUUUUAUACCAAUGAUUUGGUAUUAUCUAUAGUGGUGGUGUCAGAAAAAUAGAGACAUUUUACUUGAGAAGAAGAAAGAGAGCAAAAACGACGGGGAGAACUUUUAAUGCGGUCGAUCGUGUGUACUAUCGUGUGUAUUAUAAUAUGUGAAAAUAGAAGAGAAAUGUACAUAAAAUCGAUAAUUACGUAUAAAUCACGUUACGUAUAUUAGCCUCAAAUAAAUACGCGUAAAAUAUUACACGCAGUUAUCAGAUUAAUUAAUUGGAGACUGUUACAAUAUAUCGUCGCUAUAUUACGUCCGACAAAUUGUGAACGUUGGAGGCCAAAAUGGUGUCUCGUAUUUCAUCAGUGGAAAUUCCUAAUCUGCUUUGUAAAAUUCAACAAGUGGGAAUACCGAAUAUGCAUGUAUCUAUUUUUUAUACAUGUAUGUACAUACAACCGCGAGCACUUGAUGUAAAACUGAAGCGAGCAACGAGGAUCGCUUUCAAUAGACGGA
Messenger RNA from Temnothorax curvispinosus, 2407 nucleotides. RefSeq names its product poly(A) RNA polymerase, mitochondrial-like (gene MTPAP). Gene Ontology annotation, biological process: mitochondrial mRNA polyadenylation. NCBI's taxonomy places the organism in Eukaryota, Metazoa, Arthropoda, Insecta, Hymenoptera, Formicidae. Bases 48 to 1826 code for a protein of 592 amino acids. The record is from RefSeq and is a predicted model, not a curated record. The transcript has 7 exons. Gene Ontology annotation, molecular function: poly(A) RNA polymerase activity.